Didymodactylos carnosus is the source of this 1221-nucleotide messenger RNA. NCBI's taxonomy places the organism in Eukaryota, Metazoa, Rotifera, Eurotatoria, Philodinida, Philodinidae. The record is from the annotation of a GenBank genome assembly.
AUGUUUCUACGCAGGUCCGCCCACUUUUUACACGACUUCAAGUCGGAAAAGCUCACUAUGCGACUGGGACGGUUUUUUGCACUUAUUUUCGUAUCGGUAACAAUUUUCAUCGUGAUUAUAUCAGAUGAAUGGAAACAAAUGUCGUUUAAUGAACAACUAUGUAGUCGAAUUAUCAAUGAGCCACUGAGUGUAUCUCCAAAAGAAGUCGAACAGGUGAAUGCUCAAUUAUCUUUUGAAAGUCAACGUCUAAUGGAAACAAAUUACCAUCAAAUGGACUGUUCAAUAUUUGUUCGUUCAUUUUACACAAAAAGAGUUACUCAAGUAGAAUUAGAUUUUCCUCUAGCAUUCACGAUUCUCGUGUUUAAAAAUUUAUAUCAGUUUCAAGUGUUAUUACGCAUGAUUUACCGACAACAUAAUUUUUAUUGUAUUCAUACUGAUUUACAUGCACCACAACAUCUGGUUGAUUAUUCGGAAAAAGCCAGUAAAUGUUUAAAAAAUGUCUAUUUGUCACCAAGAAGAAUCAGUGUCAAAUGGUCAGCAUAUUCAACAUUAGAAGCCGAACGUCUGUGUCAAGUCUUUUUACUUCAAAGCACAGCUGGUACAGAAUUACCCAUACAUACCAACUACGAACUUGUUCUCGUUUUAAAACUAUUAAACGGAAGCAACGAUGUGUCAUCUCGAUUAAAUUUGAAUCCCGAACGACAUUUACGUCAAUCCUUUGAUCCAAUUCCGGGUAAUUUAACGUUGAAAAAAGGUGAAUUUCAUGUCACAUUAUCUCGAGCAUUUGUUGAGUAUGUUCAUAACAGUACAUUAGCUCAAAAACUUGAACAGUGGUUAUCUAAAACAAAAUUUUCCGAUGAACACUUUUACAGUACACUAAAUCGUCUACCAGCAUUUCCCGGUUCAUCGACUAUAGAUUAUUGGCGCGAUCAGUUUUUGUCUCGAUAUAAACAAUGGUAUCCAACAGAAAAUUGUAAAUCAAAUAUUUAUUCCGAACUUGUAUGCCAAUUGAAUUGGAAAGAUUUGACAAAUAUUGUUAAAAGUAAACGUUUAUUUGUUAAUAAAUUCAAUCAACAACAUGAUUUUCUUAGUAUUGAUUGUAUGGAAAAAUGGUUAAAGUUUAAAAUAAAUAACCCAAGAGCGAUUAAUCAAAAUGAUUAUGUACACUAUCCACCGAUACGAAAAUCAAUAAAAGCCCAAGCUAAACCUAAAUCAUUUUAA